AUGAUGAAUAAACUAAUAGAAGAGGUCGCUGAGAUCAAAAAACAAAAUAUUAAAAUCCAAAAAUCUAACGUGCAAAUUGAAAAUACCUUGGAAAGCCUAAAAAAUGGUAAUGAAAAUAUGUUGAAAAGAAUACAGCUUCUUGAAAAAGAGCGCUUUGAUCAACAAAACUAUAUAGUCAGCCUAGAGAAGAAAAUAGAGAACAUGCAGCAGACUUCUCGUCCAUCCAAUGUUGAAAUACGAAAUGUUCCAGCGGUCCAGGAAGAAUCGUUUACGGACCUGACGGCCCACCUACAAAAUAUAGGACAAGCACUACAUGUGGAAAUCCAACCCUCGGAUAUACGUGACACUUACCGCAUAGGAAAGAAUAAAAUAAUCGUUGCCGAAUUUCAAUCUGUUCACCUGAAGAAUAAAGUUUUGGCAGCGGCACGCAAAUAUAAUAAAGAUCACAGUGGAGACCAACGACUCAACACUUCCAAUAUUGGCCUUGCAGGGGACCCCACCCCCAUAUACAUAUCCGAGUACCUUGCAGGAAGCAACAGGAAGCUGUUCUACGAGGCCCGAGAAUACGCUAAAGCCAACAAUUACAAGUUUUGCUGGACCGGAAACGGAAAUAUUUACAUGAAGAAGGAUGAGCAAUCGAAAGCGAUUCGCGUAGACUCUGAAAUCACGCUGAACUCUCUCCUAACAAAACAAUGA
This is a messenger RNA of Amyelois transitella, 696 nucleotides long. RefSeq lists its product as uncharacterized. Bases 1 to 696 code for a protein of 231 amino acids. The record is from RefSeq and is a predicted model, not a curated record. The transcript has a single exon. NCBI's taxonomy places the organism in Eukaryota, Metazoa, Arthropoda, Insecta, Lepidoptera, Pyralidae.